AUGUACGAGGGGCUCAUGAUCCUCGUCCUGAGUGUACUGGCCAGUCUCGGCGUUGUGUCGAAGACCAUGAUGAAGGAAGGCUCAUACAAAACGGCCUUGUACUUCCCGAAUUGGGACAUCUACGGCCGAAAUUACCAGCCAGCCGAUCUUCCUAUCGAUCGCCUCACCCACGUCCUCUACGCCUUUGCCAAUUUACGACCUGAGACUGGCGAAGUCUACUUGAGCGACACAUAUGCCGACCUAGAGAAACACUACUCCAACGACUCAUGGAACGAUGUCGGCAACAACGUGUAUGGCUGUGUGAAACAGCUGUAUCUGCUGAAGAAGCAGAAUCGACACAUGAAGGUCAUUCUGAGCAUCGGAGGCUGGUCGUAUAGUAGUAACUUUGUCGGCGCCGCCGCCACCAAUACGAACCGCCAGAACUUCGCAACCACUGCCGUCAGACUACUCAUGGACCUUGGCUUCGACGGUCUGGACAUUGACUGGGAAUACCCACAAGACAGCACCCAAGCCAACAACUGGGUCCUCCUCCUCAAAUCCACCCGCGAAGCCCUAAACGCCUAUGCCGCCACCCUCCCCAACAACCCGCACUUCCUCCUAACCGUCGCCUGCCCGGCCGGUCCCUCCAACUACAAAAAACUCAACAUCCCCGCCAUGGACCAAUACCUCGACUUCUGGAACCUAAUGGCCUACGACUUCUCCGGCUCCUUCUCGACCGUCGCAGCCCACAGCUCAAACCUCUACCCUUCACCUUCAAACACAAAUUCCACCCCUUUCUCCACCGACGCUGCCGUAAAACACUACCUCUCCCAAGGCGUCCAUCCCCGAAAACUCCUCCUCGGAAUGCCCUUAUACGGCCACGCCUUCGUCGGAACCGAAGGCCCUGGCCUCCCAUACACCGGUGCGGGAGAAGGUUCCUGGGAACCUGGAAUCUGGGACUACAAAUCCCUCCCUCCCACAACCUCUCAAGUCCACUACGACAGCAUCAUCGGCGCGAGUUGGAGCUACGACAAAAAUUCCCAAACUAUGGUUUCUUACGAUUCCCCGGAAAUGGCAGAGCAGAAAUUGCGGUAUAUUUUUGAAAGGAAUCUGGGCGGCGCGAUGUGGUGGGAGGCGAAUGGGGAUGGGAAUCGCAAUUCUACGGGGAACAGUUUGGUGGAGAUUGUGGUUGGUGGGUUUGGGAAGUUGGAUGGGAGUAAGAAUGUUUUGAAUUAUCCGAAUAGUCGGUAUGAGAAUCUGAGGAGGGGGAUGCCGGGGGAUGUGGUGUCGUAUUCGUGA
Messenger RNA from Pseudocercospora fijiensis CIRAD86, 1278 nucleotides. Its product is annotated as glycoside hydrolase family 18 protein. Gene Ontology annotation, biological process: carbohydrate metabolic process; chitin catabolic process. Gene Ontology annotation, molecular function: chitinase activity; chitin binding. Bases 1 to 1278 code for a protein of 425 amino acids. The record is from RefSeq and is a predicted model, not a curated record. Gene Ontology annotation, cellular component: extracellular region. The transcript is spliced from 3 exons. NCBI's taxonomy places the organism in Eukaryota, Fungi, Ascomycota, Dothideomycetes, Mycosphaerellales, Mycosphaerellaceae.